Messenger RNA from Vigna angularis (adzuki bean), 834 nucleotides. RefSeq lists its product as uncharacterized. The transcript has a single exon. NCBI's taxonomy places the organism in Eukaryota, Viridiplantae, Streptophyta, Magnoliopsida, Fabales, Fabaceae. Gene Ontology annotation, cellular component: plasmodesma. The record is from RefSeq and is a predicted model, not a curated record. Gene Ontology annotation, molecular function: protein-folding chaperone binding. The coding region runs from base 1 to 834 and encodes 277 amino acids. Gene Ontology annotation, biological process: protein folding.
AUGGUUGAGCCAAGCUAUUACAAAGCACCAUCUAAGGUGGUUUCCAUUCCUGUUCGCUUCGUGAGUUCAGAGCGCAGCAGAGGCGAUUCUGCCAUAAAGAUUCAAAGGGUGUUGAGAGGGUUUCUGGUGAGGAAGACGUUGAAGAAGAUCGCGGCCAUGAGGGUGGAGUUGGCACGGAUUGAGAGCGAGAUUCGACUUGAAGUGGUGAAGAGGGAAGCGAAAGAGAGGGUGAGGGUGAUCGAGACCAUCAUGAACUUGCUUCUCAAGUUGGAUUCGGUUCGGGUAUUGCACUACUCUGGCCUCAGGGAGUGCAGAAAGUCUGUUAUCAGAAAAGCUAUUGCCCUUCAGGAAAUGCUUGAUCAAAUGGGUGUCGCUGAUUCUAAUGAGGGCGUGAAAAUAGAAGAGAAGGAGGAGGAAUGUGCUGUGGAAGAAUGGAAUUGUUUGGUGAAGGAAGAAGAAGAAGAUAGUGGAAUGGAAAAUUUGAGGAAUGAGGAAGAGGAGGAUGAAGUUGAAUGUGAGGAAGGUGAGGAAAUUGAAGGUUUGAGGAAUGAGGAGGUGCAAGAGAAGGAAAGUGUUUUGGUGAAAGAAGAGGAAGGAGAUAGGAAGAAGAAGGAGUUGUUGAUGGAGACGAUGGUGGAAGACAACCACAAGAUGAUAGAGAUGAUGACGCAACUGUUUCAGAAGAAUGAGUUGCAGACUUCACUUCUCACCUCUCUAUCACAGAGGGUGGAGAAGCUUGAGAGAGCCAUGGCUUCAGAGAAGUUGAGGAGGAAGAAAAAGAGAAAGACUGAUAGAAAAAAUAAACAAACUCAUCUCAGAAAUUGCUUCAUCUGA